UCUUUGGUGGGAGAACAACAUGGGAACAUGCAAGGCUCUGGUCUGUUGAAAAUUUGGAGAACUUUAUGUUCUGCUCUUCUUUGCCUUCCAUGUAUGUCCCAGCUCUGAUUCUACAUCAAGACCAAGUUGUUUGCAUUCUCCAAAUCUGGGGAAAAAUUUAAAUGGAGAAAACUUUAGAAAUGAGGAAAACAUUGAAAGUUAAGAUGUGUGCUUAGGUUUGAGAAUCUCUGGCCAGCUCUGGUGGUGUCUGUGCAUCAGGACGAGAGAGCUCAAAGAGAAUCCCUGGGAGCAAACAAGACUUCACCUUUGACCUUGGUCUGCCUUCAAAGAGGAGAAUGGGUUGUGACCAGAGCUGUGGUCUGCUGUCUGCUGCAAUCAUUGGUGCAGUUCUGGCUGUGUUUGGAGGUGCCCUGAUACCAGUUGGAAACUAUUUCAUUGAGAAGACAGUAAAAAAGGACUGUGUAAUUGAAAAUGGUACAAUUGCAUAUGAAAACUGGGUUGUGCCCGGAAGUCCUGUCUAUAGAGAGUUUUGGAUCUUCAAUGUGGAAAACCCAUCGGAUGUGAUGCAGAAUGGAUCACGCCCAAUUCUGAAGCAGAAAGGACCUUACACGUACAGGCUGAGGUAUUUACCUAAACAAAACAUCACUGAAAAUUCAGACUCAACAAUAUCUUUCUUCUUGCCAAACAUUGCUCGCUUUGAACCUGAUCUUUCCAUUGGGCCGGAAAACGACUCUUUCACCAUUGUCAACUUUGCUGUUGUGACAGCGCCUGUCUUGUAUCCAAGUAGUCUUGUACAAACACUGUUGAAUGUUUGGAUGAAGUCUUCAAAGUCAUUCCUGCUUCAGAACAGAACGGUGAAAGAAUUGCUCUGGGGCUAUGAAGAUCCCUUUUUGAAGAAAGUUCCCUUUCCAAUAGAUACGAAAGUGGGAAUUUUGGUCCCGUACAAUGAAACACUUGAUGGCCUUUACACUGUCUACAGUGGGAAAGAUGAUAUAAGCAAGACAGCACUCAUCCACAGCUAUAAAAACAAGAGCACCCUGUCAUUCUGGUAUAGUUAUUGUGACAUGGUCAACGGGACAGAUGGGGCAUCAUUUCCUCCUUUUCUCAAGAGGGAUCAGGUGCUGUAUUUCUUUUCUUCUGACAUCUGCAGGUCCAUUUAUGGAGAAUUUGACAGUGAUCAGGUUGUGAAAGGAAUCCCCCUUUAUCGCUUCAUAGUGCCUCCAGGAGCUUUUGCUUCACCCCUCAUCAAUCCAGAUAACAUCUGCUUCUGUCUAGAUAAAACCAUUUCAAAGAACUGCUCAUUAGCUGGGGUGAUGGACAUCAGCACGUGUAAAGAAGGCAAGCCAGUGGCUAUUACAUUGCCACAUUUCUUGUAUGCAAGUGAUGAAGUCAAGGAAGGUGUUGAAGGAAUGAACCCAAAUAAACAAGAGCAUAUGACCUAUUUAGAUAUUGAGCCAACCACAGGAUUUACACUACAGUUUGCCAAAAGGCUGCAGAUAAACCUAGUGGUGAAACCCGCUCCAAAAAUUACGGCCUUACAGAAAGUUCACGAACCCUUCAUAUUUCCCGUCCUUUGGCUCAAUGAGACAGCAGUUAUUGAUGAAAACAAAGCAGAGUUUUUCCGAUCCAAAGUGACAAAUAAGAUCAAAUUGCUACACCUGGUGGAAGCUGUGCUGCUCAUUGUUGGUGUGGUGAUGUUCGUGGGAUUUCUGGCCACAUAUUUAAUUUGCAGAGCACAAAAAGUCAAAUAAGUCUCUCACUGCUACAUCUGUAGGUGAAAACUUCAUUAACAAGGGGGAGAGGACAUAACUUCCAGAUGACCCCUCUGACAGCAUUGCCGAACUGUUGUUUGAGAAAUGCAAAUACCUUAUGGUAAAGCAUAGACAAUUACUGCAUCUUGGAAAUAAGGAAUCAACUGCUGUUCAUGAGAACUGUUCCAAGGCUGUGAAAAUGUGAAUUCAUGGAUUAGCAUUAUGCUGGAGAUCUAGAUCUAAUCUACACCAAACCUGCCUCUGUUUUAUCACUUCCUUAUUUCUUUCCUUGGAAACAGAAGCAAAAUGGGCUUGUGUUCACUGGUCUCAAAUCUGUGUGCAAUCUUAUUUUCCCUCUUCAGUCGUCCUGUGAAAAAAGAAACUGUUGACGAACUAUAGCAAAGAAAUUUACAAUAAAAUAGUUUUUGGAAAGUAA
Molecule: messenger RNA, 2187 nt
Organism: Sphaerodactylus townsendi
Lineage: Eukaryota; Metazoa; Chordata; Lepidosauria; Squamata; Sphaerodactylidae
Gene: CD36
Product: CD36 molecule
Exons: 14
Coding region: 336-1751 (471 amino acids)
Biological process (GO): lipoprotein transport; long-chain fatty acid import into cell; amyloid-beta clearance by cellular catabolic process
Cellular component (GO): caveola; cell surface; cytoplasm
Molecular function (GO): scavenger receptor activity; low-density lipoprotein particle binding; low-density lipoprotein particle receptor activity
Source: RefSeq, a predicted model, not a curated record